This is a messenger RNA of Thelazia callipaeda (thelaziosis nematode), 1011 nucleotides long. The record is from the annotation of a GenBank genome assembly. NCBI's taxonomy places the organism in Eukaryota, Metazoa, Nematoda, Chromadorea, Rhabditida, Thelaziidae.
AUGUUUAUCAAUGGUAAAAGUAAAAGUAAUAAUGGUCUUACCAAAUCAUCAGCAUCAUCCCCAUCAACAUGUUCUUCUACAUUUGCAUCCACCUGUACCCAUCAUCUUGGCCCAGAAAAUGCUAGCUCUCUGCGUACUUACCCUUUGCCCCCACCUCAACCACCUCCUCGGAAUAAUCGAUCAAUCCUGAAGCAGUCACCCGUGUCAUCGAAUGGUUCUCCCAGUAGUACAUCUGAAGAUACUUCUGGAUAUGAUAGUUUAAAUACCAAUGUACGUUUUUCGAUGACUCCAGCAGGAAAAUUUUUCACGCAAUUCUUCAGUGAUGCCAUGCAAUAUUUCAAUCAUCCAAUGCAUAAUGUAAUUUGGAGCGAAGAACCACCAACGACAUGCAUGUCAGGCAAUAAUAUCAUCACCCAGGAGAAAAUUAUCAAUAGUGACGAUAAAUUCAGCGUGGAAAUUGAUGUAUCAGUUUUUCUUUUGGAAGAGCUAUCCAUUACUUAUGACUAUAAUCAACGAGAGAUUCACAUUGAAGGAUGUCAAAAAAAGCGUGACGACGGAUUUGAUUCUGUAGAACGUUCAUUUAAAUGCAAAUAUGAUAUAGCAGAUGAUGUAGAGGAAGAAUCUUUGGCAGCUUACUUGACACCAGAAGGUUUUCUUACAGUACAAGCUCGAAAAAAAAGUACUAAAAAAGAUAGUCGGCGAAUUCCGAUUCAAGCUGUUUCCUACGUACCGGAUUUAUCUCAUCAAACUGCUACAAACAUUACAACGAAUCAAUGUGCCAAAUUUUCUGGUACUGGUAAGACAAAAAUCAGUCCUCCGGUACCACCUAAGCCUAAAUUUCUUUCAAAGCAAUUAGUUUCUGAAUACCGAGAAAAUCCUGAAGUUAAUAAAGAAUUUGAAAAUGUAAAAAAACCUGCAAAGAAAGAAACAGAAGUACUAGAUAUUAAACACUUGCAGCAACCUAAAAACGAACCUAAACCCAAUAAGGAGUACUUAAAUAUUUUUUGCUAA